AUGGUGAAGAUGUCCGGCAACUACCGCAAGAGCCAAGUUUCGCGACGCAAACUGCCGUUGCAAGGCAGCCGGUACUCACACAUGACGUGGCUGGAAAAGCACGCCUGGGAGCGCAAUCCAAUAUCGGACCAAGUGUUCAAGUUUCUACAGCAAACGAUGGGCCGAGAGAUGGUAAGCCAAUGUGUCUACACGGCGAACUCUGAGAUGAUGAUUGUCCAGCAUGGCGAAAAGGUGUCUGAAAAAUCGACGGCGGAUCCGCGCGUGAGCCCCAACAAGCAUAUGGCGGCUGAGAGUAGCGCUGCUGUUCUGUCGCGAGAGCUGGAUGGAACCUGGUCUUCGGAGAAUUUGCAACCCGCUCACCCUCAAGAAAUCGCAAGUGGUGACACCGAGCUUAGGUGGGCAGGCAUUAAUUCGAUGCAAGCUGUAGCUCAUGCUGGCUCCGUAAACGAAUCAGCGCGAUCGUCGCCAGACCUUCAUGCGGCAAAGCAGUCAGGGGAAGCCGGACCUUCAACGGAAAGUAGCUUGUCUGACGAGAAUGACUCUGAAACGGAGAUUGCUAAUCCGAGGCGACACGUUGAAACCAUACACAAGGCAACCCAAGUCGGUAACGAGAUGUCCACGGCGGUCAAUGGGUUCCUGCAUCCCCCAAGGUCCAUCAAGGAUCACGAGACUGAAAGACAGCCUCUCACUUGGACAGAGCUAAUCGGACUGGCUUUGCUGAAUGCAAAGGACAAUCGCAUGAAGGCCCCCCAAAUAUAUGAGUGGGCAGUUCUGCAUUUCCCCUCCUUCUUCAAGUCUCACGAAUCCUCAACAAGCAGCAUCAGUGCCGUGCUGUCUAUGAAGCACCAGUUCAUCAAGGUGGACAGACCACUGACUGAUCAGAGCAAAACACUGUACUGGGGCAUUCGUCCUGGAGCGGAGAGCGAGUUCGAUAAGAUCGCACCUUCAUUGCGUAUUGCGCCGCUUGCCGCUCCAGCCAAUCAGAGUGCAUUGAAUGACGGGGACUACCGCAAAGUCAACAGCCUCAAGGAGAAGCCGGCAGCGACUCAAUCAGCCGCGGUUGAUGCAACGCACGUCGACAGCAACCAGGAAAGCGCCGCAACUGCACAACCUGGAAAUGUGUACUCCGACGGACCUUACCGCGUGGACAACAAUUGGCGUGGAUGCUACACCAUAGUCCACAGUACUCCUGGUCUGAAGAAAUGGAGCGAACUACCCUCUGUUGACUCGACAAGAGUAAAGGGUCGCAGCUACCGCGUCCGCGAUUGGAUCAGAAUCCCUUCUUCCUCCGCCAAGCCGUUCAAGAAACUGCAACGUAGGGAUGCAGACGAGAUGAUAGCAAGGAUACGUGAGAUAAAAGUUCUGCAAGACGGAUCGCACAUGCUCGCCGCCUUACUGUUCGUUUCCAAGCAAGAAGCAGAAGCACUUGGCUGCAACAAGGUGGAAGAGUGGCCUGAGAACCGAUCCUAUGUUCAGACUGCGUUCCUACAGCUCAUCCCAGGAGAUGUUGUCAGAGGCAAACUCGGUUUGGAAGAAAUUGAGCAAACCACGUCGAAACGUAUAUUUGACGGGUGGAAAUCGCGCUUGACACUGCGCUCUCGCGACUAUUCGGAGGUUGCAUGGGCUUUGUUCGAGCGCGAAGCAGAGAGGAAAGGGAAAGCCGCACCAAACACUGAUCCUAAGGGAGUUGUCUCGGAGCAUCGUUUGCCGACCUUACUCCAUUCAACCAAGAACGCACGAAGACCCGGACAGUUCGCAGCUGAGACCAAUCACGAAACGGAGAACGUCAUCGAAUCUGUAGAGGCGCUGGACUCCGAGAAGGACGAGGGGCUUGGAGAGGUUAGGGACGGUAUGCAGCUUGAUGGGCCGAACGACGUGUCAUCCCGCCAACCACCCUCAGGAGCGAUUCCCGGUCAGAGUGGAGCGCACGCUGGAGUUGGCUUGAUUGAAUCCUCGGAACGUGCGGUUGAAGGCAGAGUUACUUGCCUCGGCAAUCAACUUCUUAAAGAUAAGGCCUGGCACUUCAUGGGCAAUAUUCCCGGUUUUACUGUUUGCGAACGCUGCUUCGACGACUUAGUUUCACCCUCACUGAACGCAGAAGGCUAUAUCCGCGCCGCUUUUCCUUACCGGUUCCUCCGAAGUCCAGAAACUGUGUACGGGUAUCGAAGUUGUCAACUGUCGGACCAGGUCAUGCGCGGUACAUGGCAUCACGCGGUGGAAAACGGCGACUUUCGGCACUUCAUGAGGCAAGCGAGAGAGAUACAAAUUCCAGAGGACGGCUCGUUCGCUCAAAGCUCAGCAACAGGAAUUGAUAUCCCUCCGGCAGGAGAACCGGUCGGGCAAUGGAGGAUUGCACCGUCAGAACAGCCUCCCGAUGCAAGAAACGGCGCAACUUUCACUUCGACGGCAGCGGCUGGCCCCAAACUACCUGAUGAUGAAACAUUGUCUCGACUUUUAGAUUCCGAGCUGCAGCACGCUGAAACAAGCACCAGAGAUUUACUCGCCGCUUGGCCAAAGGACGACCCGGAAAAUCCCAACUGGGAUGAUUUGGCUAAAACCAAAGAGAUCAAGGAGCGGGCCAGGAGAAAGGCGACAUUCGGCAAAACGAUUACUCUCGAUCGCAAGCAUCGUGGGAACUCUCAUGUCGAAGUUGACAGAUUGCCACCGGCGGAACGCGAGCGGAGGUCUGCAACACAUGGCUCGGAGAAAUAUCCACCUCUGCACGACCACGGCGCCCAGACGAUCCCGACUGAGCAGAUACUGGCUCGCAAUGUUUCUCAUACAGCGGAGCUGUUCCCAACUCUGGAGGAGCUCCUAGGUGUACCGGAGAACAUCUCUCCCACUGUUCAUCAGGACAGGUUAGCCUUCAGUGUCUCACAGAGAUGGGCCAGCAAUGCUCGUCUUGCAAAAUACAACAUCUACAAGGUCGGCGGCAACAGUGUAGGAUGA
Messenger RNA from Coniosporium apollinis CBS 100218, 2949 nucleotides. RefSeq lists its product as uncharacterized. Bases 1 to 2949 code for a protein of 982 amino acids. The transcript has 3 exons. Gene Ontology annotation, molecular function: DNA-binding transcription factor activity; sequence-specific DNA binding. Gene Ontology annotation, biological process: regulation of DNA-templated transcription. The record is from RefSeq and is a predicted model, not a curated record. Lineage: Eukaryota; Fungi; Ascomycota; Dothideomycetes.